AUGGACGGCAGCGUUACUGUCAACGCUGGUCUCUUCAAGCGCAUGCGCCGAAACACCGAGGGCUGUCUCAAAGGUAUGCUGAAACCUGCCACUACUGUUCCACAAGUCAUGCACCCCACUCAAGCGGCGGCUGAUCAAGAAACAGUCGAUUCGGAAGCGUGGUCUGUUGAAGCGUGGUCUGUUCAAGCUGGCGGCGACUUGCACGAUCUGCGGGCUGCACGUUCCGAAAGCUGGCCGUGGAAUGCAACAGUCGGCCAGAAUGCUGCGACUCCAACGUUUACCCCCGUCUACGACAGUCAGGCCUUGGUCUCUCCUCUGUCCGAGGACCGGAUCUGGGCGGAGGAGGUGAGCUCUGCUCUCGACGACGCUCACAGGCGAUCGACAGCCAAGCACGACAGCUAUCUCAGCAUCGUCAAGAGGUCAUCGCAGCACGGGUUCCCCGCACCUCCUGAGCACGAAGUCGAGCAGUACAACACAAAGCAAUUACCGGCGACCCCAGCACGGCGAACAUCAACGAUCAACAUGCAGUCGUACAGGUCAAAGUUUCGUGAGGAGCUCAACCUGCAGAGGAACCAGUCAGCGGAGAUCGCUCAGGCUAAAGCCAAGGCCCAUUCCUCCACAUGCUCGAAGGUCGUGGAGCCUGGAGUCACUCGGGACGAGGAACACCUCUACCGAAGCGAAGAGAUCUCGCCCGAGCUGAGGUGGCAGGCUCGCAACUACAUCAAAUCCGAUCGUCAGUCGACUUGGGUCUCGCGGAUCGAGAAGAGGGUGGAACGAGACAGAGAGGGCAGGGGACUCUUGUUGAGCAAGGAUCAGGAGGAAUGUCCGCAAUGA
Neohortaea acidophila is the source of this 834-nucleotide messenger RNA. RefSeq lists its product as uncharacterized. The record is from RefSeq and is a predicted model, not a curated record. Bases 1 to 834 code for a protein of 277 amino acids. The transcript has a single exon. Lineage: Eukaryota; Fungi; Ascomycota; Dothideomycetes; Mycosphaerellales; Teratosphaeriaceae.